GCUUCGCCCCGGGCUGCUGGCAGCCGUGGCGGCCACCGGAGACCGCAAGGGGCGGAGGAAAGCAGGGGGCGGCGGGGGCCAGCCUCGACACGCAGAGGAUCAGCCGAGCAUGCCCCGAGACAACAUGGCCUCCCUGAUCCAACGGAUCGCCCGCCAGGCGUGUCUCACCUUCCGGGGCAGCGGGGGCUGCCGCAGCGCUUCCGAUCACGGCGCGGCGCCGGGCUCCGAGGCCCCUAUGCCUCAGGGCUUCCCGGAGAACCUGAGCAAGCUGAAGAACCUGCUGACCCAAGUCCGCGCGGAGGACCUGAACAUCGCCCCGCGCAAGGCCACGGUGCAGCCGUUGCCGCCCAACCUACCACCGGUCACCUAUAUGCACAUCUACGAAACCGACGGCUUCAGCCUCGGCGUGUUCCUGCUCAAGAGCGGCACGUCCAUUCCGCUUCAUGACCACCCGGGCAUGCACGGCAUGCUCAAGGUGCUCUACGGCACCGUGCGCAUCAGCUGCAUGGACAAGCUGGAGGCGGGCGGCGGGCAGCGGCCACGGGCCCCGCCGCCAGAGCAGCAGUUCGAGCCGCCGCUGAAAGCCCGGGAGCGGGACGCCGUGCGGCUGGGCGUGCUGCGCUCGAGGGCCGAGUACACCGAGGCCAGCGGCCCCUGCGUCCUCACCCCACACCAGGACAACCUGCACCAGAUCGACGCUGUGGACGGGCCCGCCGCCUUCCUGGACAUUCUGGCCCCGCCCUAUGACCCGGACGAUGGCCGGGACUGCCACUAUUACCGGGUGCUGGAGCCUGUCAGGGACAAGGAGCUCUCCGGCUCGGCCUGCGACCUGCCCCGAGAGGUGUGGCUCCUGGAGACCCCUCAAGCCGAUGACUUCUGGUGCGAGGGGGAGCCCUAUCCAGGUCCCAAGGUCUUCCCUUGAAGCCGCCAGCGCCCGGUUGCCGUGGGGCGAAGACGUGCCCUGUUCACACCUGGGCCUGGCUACCCGCGACCCACCAUAAGGGCUCUCUCCCUACCCGCAGGCCUGGGCUUUGGAUCUACUGGAAUGGGCUGUAGCUGCUUUCUCCGGAGCCGUGGGAAGCACUGGCGACUGGAGUGCAGCCGCGGGGUCGGGUUAAGGGGCGGGGAAGGCUAGUAGACUAGGUUGUUUCCUGGCUCUGUCACUGCCAUUGGGGUUUUGGUUUGGGGGAAAGGGGGGCAGGGGACUAUCUGAAGCGCUUCCAUCCUAAAGCCAUAAUGAAAAUAGUCUUUUCUCUGUUCUUUAUACUAUACAAAAUACACUAAAAGCCCCCACACCCCCUACCCCGGGUAAAUAGGAUUUGUUUUCCACCUAUGUCCCUUUUACUCCUUAUUGUUAUAAUUCUAAUUUAUUGAUUGCAUGACCCAGUGGUUUGAAUUGUUUUUAGUUCAAGUCACUGGUAAAAACUAGGUUUAACAAGAUGAGCUACUAUGUAAAGUGAAAAUUAGAUCAUUUUUCCAGAGUUGGAGUAUCACCCCCAAAGCAUAACUAUGCAUGUAGAGGACAAGAUUUGUUUUCUUUCCUCCUCUUGCCCGGUAGCCACAUCUGGUUUACUCUGGCAGCAUCUACCAAGAAAUCCAGCGCCUGCAUAUCUCAGUGACAGAUGAUCACUUAGAGCUUAUUGUCCCCUUGAGUCUCCAGAUCUGGGAGUUAAGCAGAUUUCUUGUUGCAGAUUCACCUUUAAUGCAAAAACUAUAUUACCUUCAAAUGACUUUUCAUUUUGGGGGGAGGGUCUUCGUGAGCUUUAAGAGGUGAUAGGUUAAUUCUGGGUUUUCUAACCAGAAGAUUCAAAGGAGCUGAAUCGCCAUGCUUCCAAACAACUGAAUGUAAAACACUUCUAGCCAGUUGUUGAAUUCCAUGCCCCUGUUUACUUCCAGUAUUUUCCUGCAAAAAUAGAGAAAAAUGUUGAUGACUGUUUCAAAUUUUCAGGAGCUCAAAUGUUCCAGAAGGCUGCUGGUUCCAGCUGUGUGGUUUUGAUGGCAGUGUUCUCCCAACAGUAGUGAGCCAGAGCUUGCCUCAUCUGGUGUGGUUUCUAUAGGAAGAGAGAAGGCACACAUGAUCAAGGCUACAGAAUAGAGAAUUACCUAUACUGCUGGCCAUUUUAGGGCACCAGAACGAGGGACAAAACACUAACCAACCUCUUAAACAGUUGUGCUAUCUGUAACUAGUUUUAUUUUUGUCCUUUCGGUAAGCUCAGCAACUUUACCUUGUUUACAAAUGUAUUUACACCAUUUGCUUCAGGCUAUGGAGCACUAUUGUUUCCCUCUUUUUACUAUUUAUAGGAUUCCUUUUUCACAACACUUUUAAUAAAAACAAACUGUAGAAAUAAACACAUUAAAAUCUG
Panthera uncia (snow leopard) is the source of this 2363-nucleotide messenger RNA. It is a transcript of the gene ADO, whose product is annotated as 2-aminoethanethiol dioxygenase. Bases 110 to 922 code for a protein of 270 amino acids. Lineage: Eukaryota; Metazoa; Chordata; Mammalia; Carnivora; Felidae. The transcript has a single exon. Gene Ontology annotation, cellular component: mitochondrion. Gene Ontology annotation, molecular function: oxidoreductase activity, acting on single donors with incorporation of molecular oxygen, incorporation of two atoms of oxygen. The record is from RefSeq and is a predicted model, not a curated record.